This is a messenger RNA of Linum trigynum, 1293 nucleotides long. Lineage: Eukaryota; Viridiplantae; Streptophyta; Magnoliopsida; Malpighiales; Linaceae. The record is from the annotation of a GenBank genome assembly.
ACACCUCAGAAGAGCAGAAACACGAGAGAGAGUGAAUUUAUAGAGCUCCGGUUUUUCGCACAAAACCGAUGAGCAACAAAUCAGAAUGACUGUUUUAUCCUGGAGACGACCGGCUGAUAGUCUGAUGUGUGCAUUACGAGGCAGUGCCGUGAACGUCUUAAAGAGAGCGACCUAGUCCGCUACUCAGUCAGAUCGGUAACCCUAGAUUUUUCGGUUCGGUUUCUAACAAAUUUAAGACGCUGCGUUGUUGUUAAGUGAAUCGAACAGAUUACUGGAUUUGGCCGUCGCUCAUCGCCUCUGCCAUAAGAAAAGCUAUGCAAAAUGCUGGGUUGUGAUUGUCCAUGCGCAGUUCAUCCUCAUCGCAAGGCAGUGGUUGGUGGUUGCGAGAACCUGGUGUUGUGAAGCGAGAAUAAAAAUCGGCGAUCCAGCCACCAUGUCCACCUCCGCCGCCGAUCGUGGAUUCACUGACGCAGAAACUCCACUUCUCUACGACGACACCGUUGAUGAAGCCGUCGAUUACAAAGGCCGCCCCGUCCACCUCUCAAGCUCCGGCGGUUGGAGAUCUGCCACUUUUAUCUUCGGCAUGGAAGUUGCGGAGAGAUUUGCCUAUUACGGGAUCGGAUCCAACAUCAUCACUUACUUGACGGGGCCACUCGGCCAGUCAACGACCGUCGCGACGGCAAACGUCAACGCUUGGUCCGGAGUUGCAUCGUUGCUGCCUCUCCUCGGUGCUUUCAUCGCGGAUUCCUUCCUCGGGAAGUACCGCACCAUAAUUGUUGCUUCCAUUGGCUACGUUCUGGGACUCGGGUUGUUGACUCUAUCAGCCGUAGUUCCCGCCCUUGGACAACGUCAACUGGGGGCUCGGAUUCGGGAUCCAUGUCUCGUGAUGGUUGCAGCGCUCAUUAUCUUCCUGCUUGGGACGAGGACGUAUAGGUAUAGUGCCAAGAGGGAUGAUGAGAAUCCAUUUCUGAGGAUUGAGAAGGUGUUUGGUGCGGCAUUAAGGAACUGGGGAGCUGAUUCUUCUGCUGUUGCUCUUGAAGAGGAAGCAAGAGAGAGUCUGCCACACGAACACUCUUGAGAAAUUCAGCCGCUUGGCUGUGGCAUCACUAGUGAUGCUAGACUCGGAGAAGAGGAUGACCGAGCAUGGUGGGCAAUUAAAGUGGAGAUUCAAGGGAGCUACAGCCUACACGUGGUGCUAGUUAUUCCUUGUGAAACCAGAAAGUAAUAACCUCUUCGAAAUGAGGUAAGAGCUUAAACCUUUUCAUGAGUCAUUAAUGAAUGAUUAACUGAAUC